Messenger RNA from Sycon ciliatum, 3328 nucleotides. RefSeq names its product exosome complex component 10-like. Gene Ontology annotation, biological process: nuclear polyadenylation-dependent snRNA catabolic process; poly(A)-dependent snoRNA 3'-end processing; histone mRNA catabolic process. Gene Ontology annotation, molecular function: nucleotide binding; single-stranded RNA binding; 3'-5'-RNA exonuclease activity. The coding region runs from base 169 to 2799 and encodes 876 amino acids. The transcript has 27 exons. NCBI's taxonomy places the organism in Eukaryota, Metazoa, Porifera, Calcarea, Leucosolenida, Sycettidae. The record is from RefSeq and is a predicted model, not a curated record. Gene Ontology annotation, cellular component: nuclear exosome (RNase complex); nucleolus.
UACUUUUGACGUACAAUAGUCAUUGUUAUGUUACUGGUUACGUGUAUGUGGGCAAUGUAGAGUGAACCCCCUUCUGGCUAAGUCUGCUCGAAUUUCAUGUGAAGCAGCCGGUACCAGGAGUUGUCUCUGUCUGCGGAAUCUGUUUCUCAUAAUUAUUACUUGGCCAACAUGGAGAAGCUCGGCGUGGACACUGUAGAAGAGUUCAAAAAGGUUGCUUUAUCGUCAGUGGUUGCAGCUGUUCGCAAUGCCAACACGCUGCCCGCUCCCGGCGACGACUUCAACUUCUACUCCAGCUAUGAUGGCUUUCGUCACUUCUCCCAGCACCAAGGAUCCCAUCUAAAGAAAUUAAUCGGCGGUCUUCUGCAGCAGCAGGAUAUCAAUACGACAUGGAUGCCCCAUGGGCAAGCCAGUGCAGAGGACUGUGAGGAUCAGAUGGAGAGUCUCAUCGAAGGCAAUGACUCGAUCUUGGAGAGAGUUGGUAUACUGCUGGAUGAAGCAUCCGGUGUACGCCAUGCUGAGCCUGUACAGUCUACAACUGCUGGAAAGGCGUCACCGGCAGUCGCCAGCUGGAACAGGGACAAUGCUUCACCAGGAGUCCACACCACGCCAAAAUCGGCCAAGCUCAUCCAUUCCAAGAGUACUACACGUCCACAGCUCCUCUUCAAGGAUGGCGUCGACAAUAGCAGUACGCCGUUUGUACCGAGGCUCACUGAGAAACCCAAUGCCGUUGUACCCCUGCCCAACGUGCCUAAGGUCGUCACUUAUGGUACGGCUUCUUCUGCUCUUGACAUGCUUCUUAGCAGUGCACGGCAAGGGGCUGCUCUGGAAGCUGGCUGUCAUCCGUACGAGGUUGAAUUGCUGCAGUGGGAGCCAAGUGCAGAGCUACUAACACCGGUCAAGGAACAGCUGUAUGGUAAGCUAGCAGACACUCCACUUACCUACGUCGAUACUGUGGAGCUACUGGAGGAGAUGUGUGGCAAGCUGAGUGCUGAGACGGAAAUCGCCGUGGAUCUAGAGGCUCACUCCUACCGCUCCUUUCAAGGUUUCACCUGCCUCAUGCAACUCUCUACGCGCUCCGAGGACUUCAUCGUUGACACGCUGAAACUGCGCACAGAUCUGAUCAUGCUCAAUGAGGUGUUCACAGAUCCCAAGAUUGUGAAGGUUCUGCAUGGAUCAGAUUCAGAUGUGCUGUGGCUGCAGCGUGAUCACAGUCUGUACCUGGUCAACAUGUUUGACACAGGACAAGCAUCGCGCGUUCUGGAGAUGCCUCGCUUUAGUCUAGCCUAUCUCAUGCAGUUCUACUGUAGCGUGACAGCUAACAAACAAUACCAACUAGCUGAUUGGCGCAUCAGGCCCUUGCCCAAGGAGUUGAUCAACUAUGCGCGUGAGGACACCCAUUACUUGCUCUACAUCUAUGAUCGCAUGCGUAACGAGCUUAUCAACAGAGGCAACAAGGAGUCCAAUCUGCUAGCAUCGGUCUGGGUGAAGAGUCGCAAUCUUUGUAUGACGCUGUAUGAAAAGCCUCUCUUCAAAGAGCACUCCUACCUCAUUCUGCAUGAGAAGCACAAGAAGAGAUUCGAUGCUCCCCGGAUGGAGGCAUUGAAGCUUCUCUAUAAUUGGAGAGAUAAGACCGCUCGACGUGAGGAUGAAAGUACAGGAUUCGUCCUGCCUAAUGAAAUGCUGUUUCAGAUUUCACAAAACCUGCCACGAGAGCUGCAAGGUAUUCUGGCUUGCUGCAACCCAGUGCCACUGCUGGUACGGCAGAAUGUCCAGGAGAUCUACACGCUGGUAUCGCAGGCACGUCUUAUCCCGACCAAUGCUCCAGUUCCCACGCUGCCAUCAGAGUUUUCCAAGCGUAAAGGAAACAGCAGUAGCACGUCAUCGUAUGCUCAGAGAAAGUCUGCAACACCUGCCAAACAGCACGACAAACCACUGAAGAAGGCGGACAGCGGUGCUCCGAUUCGUGAGUUUUCCCACGGCUUUGCAAUCUCCGGACCACCGAUUCCUACUGCAAUACCCAAGCUGAUGGCAUUGGUUACGUUACCAUGUAAAGUUGCCAAGAAAUCUCUGCUGUCGGCUGCGGAAAGAGAGGUAGUGGAUCGGGUCAUACUGCCCAGUCAGCAGCAACAACAGCAACAGCCCGCUGCCGCUACGCCGACGUCUGGCACGCCUAUCAAGACUCCGAGUACAAGUAGCGUCAGCAGCACUCUGUCAGCAGGUCGUACCGCCGACACCGGCUCAUCACCUAUGCUGGCGUCAGAUUCCAUUGAGAAGGAGAUGCCUGAACCGAUGGAUGAGGUGACGGUCAAGGUGGAGGCUAGCCAAGACGCAUCCAGUCAUCCCAUCUGGGGACUUUCUAAACCUAAAGACACGGCUGCCAGCACCCCAGUUACCGAUGCACAGACAACUGCCACAGGCGCAAGCACACGGCCAGCAGAACAGUCAAUCAGAAGCCUGAUGGCCGGUCAUGGAACUUUGAAGAGAAAGCGCUCUGGUGAGGACAGCAGCAAGGUGGCAACGCCUGAGGGUGCCGUAAAGGAGGAGCCAUUUGAACCAUUUGACUACGAGGCAGCGCACAAAGCUACUGCCGACAAAGCUGCAGCUGAGCGGAAGCAUACCCGUUCAAACUCGUCUUCGGCUGGCCAGGCAAAGCGGAGAGCCAUCGAUCCAACCAAAGACACAUCAUCAUCGAGCUUCUCGGCUGCACCCAGGAGCAAGGUGAUGCCAAAGAGUGGCGAGCGAAGCAAGAGCUUCUCAAGCAAGAGCCCUGGCGGUAGUGUGCAGUGGCCGAAGAGAUAACAUGUUGCAAGCAGUUCCUGUGCUGGUGGCAACCCUUCUGAGUGAACGGACCCAGGCAAGGUCAGGUGCUUAAAACUACUGUGGUUUCCGUGUGCGAGUGUGGGCUACUCUGCACCGUGGUGGUCCAUGUGUGUUGGCAAUUGUGAACGGGACCAGCUUGAGUGGCUAACUGUGGAAGCCUGAUCUCUGACUUCAGGCCUGGGCCAGUCCACAUGGCCACGCUCUGUGUCGUGUGUCCGCGUGGUGCCGAACGUUCAGUGGGCCUGGUGAGACCGGAGACAUUACAACAGUCAUCAUCCUGGUGCUGAGAUCCUAUAGGACAAAGAUAGCAACACAACACUGACACCCUUCCCUCUAUUUGUGUUGCCUAUUGUCAUGUCGUGUUGUAACACUGGUGGCACUACUGGUUACAUGAUAUUGAAGUGGACUAUUUUUUUUUACUGUGCCUUCAUAGAUGGUGUAUCAUCUGCUUUUGAAUAUUUGAGUUGCUCUAUAAUUUAGUUCUCCUUGGAGUUUCUGAGCUGCGGGA